Molecule: messenger RNA, 1755 nt
Organism: Necator americanus (New World hookworm)
Lineage: Eukaryota; Metazoa; Nematoda; Chromadorea; Rhabditida; Ancylostomatidae
Exons: 4
Coding region: 1-1755 (584 amino acids)
Molecular function (GO): catalytic activity
Source: RefSeq, a predicted model, not a curated record
AUGAGGCCCUCCAUCUCCUUAGUUAUCCUACUUUUUGUCAAUUUAUCAGCGAUUGCAAGAAAAUUGACCACUGAAGAGAACAUUCAAAAUAGUUUGAAGUGUGGCGUUCAUUUUCUUGGAAAUGAGGAUCCCUCGGAAAAGCGUCUUAGUAAAAAAUCUUACGGAGGCAGGAAAUUAAUGAAGAACGAAUAUCCUUGGACCGUUCAUCUAGUUAAUAAAAUACGGCAUCAUACGACGCUGGAAGCGAUCCAUGCCGCGCAACAUACGGCGCUCAAAACGGUCGAAAUCACGCAUGGGGUCCAUGUCACGAUCGAACGAGCGCAUAGGCCAGAGUGCCAUGAUGAUGCGAAUAGUAAAAAAGAGUCUCCGGAUUCCGAAGGAAAGCCUGGUACGGUAGCGCCAGGUGGGACGGGGUUGCAGGAGUCAUGUAGGCUACCGAAACGGAAAAGGACUAGGAUGGCGAUCUGUACUUAUAACGCACGCACGCUUGCAUCGGAAGCGGCCAUCGAAGAUCUGAUGAUGCAAGCCAAGAAGAUCAAGUACGACGUCAUCGGACUGACCGAGACGAGACGAUGUCAUCCUCUCAACGCCGUAUAUGAAACUGGAGAAGAACUGUUCUUAGGAACAUGCGACAGUAGAGGUGUUGGUGGAGUUGGCGUCCUCGUCAACACGAGUAUGGCAAAGAACAUCGACUCUUUUGAACAACUUACGACCCGAAUCGGACGUCUACGGAUGAGAAGAUGUGGUCCAAUACCAGCUUUGACUAUCUUCGUCGCUUACGCUCCAACAUCAAGCUACGAAGAAGAAGAAGUCGAAGCUUUCUAUAUGGACCUGGAGAUGUUCUACCGAGAAGAUCAUGCCUUCUACAAGGUCAUAAUUGGCGAUUUCAACGCCAAAGUUGGCCCAAGAAGAACGCCGGAGGAAUUUCACAUCGGGACCCACGGCCUACAAUGGAAUGAUCAGGGGGAGAGGCUCUCCGAGUUCAUCAUGAUGACUAAGACCAUCCAUGGGAACUCGCAAUUCCAGAAGCCCUCCUCUCUACGCUGGACGUGGGAGUCACCCGGUGGAGGGUACCGUACUGAAAUAGACCACAUCAUCGUCAAUAAAAGGUUCUGCCUGACGGACGUCGCUGUUGUACCAAAGUUCUAUACGGGAUCGGACUUUCGCCUCCUCCGAGGAAGAUUUUCCUUCACAAGGAGAACAGAGAAAGCCGCCAAGUUCAGAGGGAGAAAUCCCAGGACUAUCAUCAACUGUGAUCUCUUCGCUACGUUAGCCGGCUUUUGGGAAGAUUCCGCAAUGGACAACAUCGACGGGGAAUAUGACCGGCUCGUUGAACACCUUCACGACUGCGCGAAGAAGGCUGAGAGUUUUAAAACCACCAAGAGACGCCUGUCUCUUCAAACUCUUGAGCUGAUACGCCAGCGUGGAGCAGCACCAGCCGCAGGGAACCAAGAACGCACGUCCGAGCUCGCAAGGCUUUGCAGAGAGGCGAUAACGGAAGACCUUAAAGAGAGAAGAACAGAAGUGCUGGCUGAAGCUGCAGAGGCGAAGAAAGGCAUCCGCUAUGCCCUUCGAGACUUCGCCAGUCGCAAGACAAGGAUGACUGCUCUCCGGAACCCGAAGGGAAAAACCAUUGCAUCGAGAAGAGGGAUGGAGAAAAUCAUCUACGACUUCUACUCUGAUCUCUUCGGCAGCCAUGUCCACUUGCCAAGGAUGACUGCUCUCCGAAACCGGCACCCGGUCCCGACAGAAUAA